GUAAUGGUUGAAUUACUUUCACUUCCCUAUCUCAAACUCAAACUCGACAGACGCACACAGAGCUUCUACUUUUUGAACACUAGGAACCUUCCCAAUACUCUCUCUCUCCACCUCUGUGUGUGUUGUGUGUUAAAACAAUUUUAGUUGCUUUUUUUUUUAAAAUGCCGAUGAACAAGGAAUCAACACCACCUCCUAAGAUAGGAAAGAUCGGGCCGUACACUGUGUUUGUCACUCCUCCGGCUACCCCUAAACCAACCCAACUAGUUUCCGAGUCACUCGAGAAAACCAUUCCUCCUCCACUGGUUCAAUUGCCCAAAACAACAGUAUCUCCGCUACGUCCUCCGACUCAAUCUCCUGUAAAAACCGUAUCGCAGCCUCCUCCACCGGUUCAGGCUCCGCCUCAGCAGUUUAAUAAGUCCGCUGAUGUACGGUCUCCUUCGACAUUCGGGUUCUUCUGGAACGCCGUAUCCAAGGUUCAAAACGCGCACUCAAGUUUGGACGAGUAUGUGGCGCAUUGGUUCGGGUUGAAUCAGUCAAAAUAUCAGUGGGCAUUGGAUGAUUAUUACCAAAGCAAUGGCUCCACUCAGGUAGAUGCAAUAGGGAAGGACGUAUCUUCCAAGAUGCAAAGGGAUUUAUGUGAAGCAAGGACACCUGCAAAAUCUGCUUCUGAAUAUGCUAUAUCUACAUGUAACAUAUUAAAUAACACAAUUGCCUAUCGAUGUACGAAGAUGUCCAUCUUCACGGACUGGGAUCUGGCCGUCUCGAUUUUUAUGCUGUUCUGCUGUGGUGGCUAA
This is a messenger RNA of Ilex paraguariensis (yerba mate), 794 nucleotides long. The record is from the annotation of a GenBank genome assembly. Lineage: Eukaryota; Viridiplantae; Streptophyta; Magnoliopsida; Aquifoliales; Aquifoliaceae.